Lotus japonicus is the source of this 1604-nucleotide messenger RNA. Its product is annotated as mitochondrial arginine transporter BAC2. The transcript has 7 exons. The coding region runs from base 181 to 1323 and encodes 380 amino acids. NCBI's taxonomy places the organism in Eukaryota, Viridiplantae, Streptophyta, Magnoliopsida, Fabales, Fabaceae. Gene Ontology annotation, molecular function: transmembrane transporter activity. The record is from RefSeq and is a predicted model, not a curated record. Gene Ontology annotation, biological process: transport.
CUUUCUCUCAUCAACCAAACAGAACAAAGCAUAUUUGUGAGCCAGAGCCAGGUGGUAGUUGCCUCCUCUGCCUCUCAGUCUCAACUCUCGCCUCCUCAGCGAGUUCCCACCUGCGCCGCUGCUUCCACCGUCACCAGCAGCCUUCAUCUCGCCUCUGCUGUUUCACGUCCAGGUGUUAAGAUGGACGACUUGUCCAAGAACCAGAUUUUUGCUGUUCAUGGGAUUGCUGGUGCUGGGUCAGUGGCUUUAGCCACAGGUUUUACCUAUCCUCUGGAUACCAUUAAAGUCCUCACUCAGGUUGGUUCCAGUGCCGGUAAAGAAUUGAAUGCUGCUGAGGUUUUAAUGAGAGUACUCUCUGUGUCGGGUAAUGCAGGUCUGUUCAGUGGUUAUGGCUGGUUGGCUUUUGGAAGGACUUUUGGUUUGGGAGCACGUUUUGGGGUUUAUGAAAUCCUGGCAGCCUUUUCUAAAGAUGGUCGGGAAGAUAAUUAUGUCUAUCCUUCAGAGGCUCUUUUGGCUGGCAUGGCAGCUGGUGCCAUAGAGACAUUCAUAAGCUCUCCAUUUGAACUCAUUAAGCUUCGUAUGCAAGUUAGCUCUGCUUCAUACAUUCCAAGCUCUAACUUUGCUUUGGAAGAGGGGGGCCGCAAACCUUUAGUUGCAAGAUUACUUAAUGGCUGUCAUCCAGAAAAGAGGUCUUUGAACCAAUAUGUUGAUCUCAUCUCCACCCUAAAACCCAAAAAUGCUAACUUAGAGGGUGCUUUACUGGAGUAUCCAUGGACCAUGACAGGAUCUGGGAAGCCACCAUCAGUUUGCAAUGUGAGAAGGCCAUCAGAUAUUAUAUCUUUGGAAGGAUGGAGUACAUUAUGGAGAGGUUUCCGUUCUGGACUUGUUCGAGAUUCUGUGUUUGGUGGUAUAUUUUUUUCAAGUUGGCAACUUUUGCACCAAGCCAUGCUUGAUUGGAAGGCUGUAGGGAUGAAUCCUCCACCCAGGUUAAAUGAAGAGGUUGGUCCGUUGUCUCCUUUGGCCGUUAGCCUUGCUGCUGGAGUUUCAGGUUCAGUUGCUGCUGCUGCUUCUCAUGGUUUUGAUACUGCAAGAAAUAGAACACAAUGUACUGUUCUUCCAAAGUAUGUCUCUAUGGAGAGAAAGUUCUUGAAGUGGAAACGGCUGGGAAACAAGUUUGAAAGAAUUACUGGGAUCCAUCCUUCUGACAGAAAUGUCUUGUUCCGGGGUGUUGGGUUGCGGAUGGCUCGCUCUGGUCUUGCAUCAUUCAUGGUUGUAGGAAGUUAUUUCUUUGUUGUUGACCAUCUUGCUUCUAGUUUGACUUAAUUGCCACAUAAUGAUACCUCUUUUUGAUUAGUGUUUAAUGUUUACUACUUUUUUCUCCUAGUGAAGAACAGUCACAUAAAUUGGUGUGCUGCUCUGUUCUAGUCAUUAAAGAAAAAUAGAAAAGAGAUAGUACUUGAUGCUGAAUACAGUUGAGUUUGAUACUGGUUUAGAUCAGUACAUUGUAAUCCAGAGAUUGAAAGAGAGGACAGCAUCUGUUCAAUACAUACGAAAAAUCCUUCUGGUUUGGGGGAUUUGCAAUGGCAAUUUGGUUUUCUUAUCAA